GCUGAUUGUACUUUCGAUAUUAACUGCUGGAGAUCUGAGAGCAGAAAGGUUGUCUGGUUGAUAAGCUCAAAGAAAAUCGUCAAAGAUGAGAGAGCUCAUUACUUUUGCUCUUUUUUGCGUGCUGUACGUCACUGUACAAGGAAAAACCUCCAGUCCCAAGAUCCAGGUAUACAGCCAUUAUCCAGGAGAGUAUGGCAAAGAAAACACCCUGAUCUGCUAUGUGAGCGGCUUCCACCCUCCUGAUAUCUCCAUUGAGUUGGUGAAGGGUGAUGAGGUUAUCCCUAAUGCCCAGCAAACUGACCUGGCCUUCGAGAAGGGCUGGCAAUUUCAUCUUACCAAGAGUGUCUCCUUCAAACCAGAGAAGGGAGAUAAAUACAUCUGCAAAGUUCGACAUAUGGAUAAAACAUACAAUGUCAUUUGGGAGCCCAACAUGUAAAGCCAAACAAAGAGACAAAGAAAGGAUAAUUUCUCAUGUUUUUGGAACUUUUUCACCAUCAGCAGAAAACACUGCUGUCCUAUCACAAAUAUGAUUUUGCUCAAGAUGCACAAUUCAAACAAAUGACAAUAAAUAACCUGAUUCAUUGAUUUUGGUUUUUCCUUGAGUCGGCUUAAUUAUAAAGUUCUUUUCUCUAUGAGAUUAAUGUUUAUUUAACCAAAGUACAGCUGCUACAUGUUUCUGUAUGUGUUUUGUAUGGUUUGUUGUUGUUUCACUGGUUUCAUUCCUCUUUGUGUAAAUGUUAUGUAGACCAUGCAGGAGUAGUAAUGUGCAAGUAAACAACUAUGAAAUUACAUUCAAUUGCAGGCUAUGUUUUUGCUUAUUUUGGGCUUUAUUUUCAAAUGUAUUCAUAUGACAUACAAUACUCAUUUGUAAACAUAAAUGCUCAUUUUAAAUCUGCAUUUUCUCACACAUGUUCGGACUGCUGUAAAUGAGUUUUUAAAUAAUAUGUAUUUACCCUAAUUUGAAACUUUUGUCCCAAGGAAAAUUACAUUCUACUAAUGGGAAAAUAAAGUAUAUCAAGUUUAGUAGAA
Myxocyprinus asiaticus (Chinese sucker) is the source of this 1029-nucleotide messenger RNA. RefSeq names its product beta-2-microglobulin-like. The coding region runs from base 86 to 436 and encodes 116 amino acids. Gene Ontology annotation, cellular component: MHC class II protein complex. Gene Ontology annotation, molecular function: MHC class II protein complex binding. Gene Ontology annotation, biological process: positive regulation of T cell activation; antigen processing and presentation of exogenous peptide antigen via MHC class II; immunoglobulin production involved in immunoglobulin-mediated immune response. NCBI's taxonomy places the organism in Eukaryota, Metazoa, Chordata, Actinopteri, Cypriniformes, Catostomidae. The record is from RefSeq and is a predicted model, not a curated record. The transcript has 4 exons.